AGGGUCACAUGACACCCUCCUUACAGUAAGCCCAAUAUGGCAGAAGCGGCAGGUCUUGCGCGGUAACUAAAGCAACAUUUCAACGUAACAACAGAAACACUUACAAUUCAAACACUACCCUGCUCAAGACUGCAGCGAUGAGGGAGAGACAGAAGAGAAAGAAGGGGAGGACGUGGGCAGAAGCAGCCAAAACGGUAUUGGAGAAAUACCCCAACACGCCCAUGAGCCAUAAAGAGAUCUUGCAGGUCAUUCAAAGGGAGAGGCUUAAAGAAAUUAGAAGCGGGACCUCCCCCCUGGCAUGCCUGAAUGCAAUGCUCCACACUAACUCUCGCGGGGAGGAGGGCAUCUUCUACAAGGUUCCUGGGAGAAUGGGAGUCUACACACUAAAGAAGGACAUCUCCGAUGUGGCUAAAGAGCUGUCCGAGGAGGGGUCUGACGAGAGCAGUGACGAUCUGUCAGACUCCCAGAGCACCGAGAACAACCACAGCAGCAGCAACAACCAGGAAGGCAGGAGACGAGGGUGGAGGAGACGAGUGCCCUCCAAGCUGCAGUCCCAGCCGUCGUCGCCACAGCCUCGCUGCUCGUCGCCCUCGGUCACCAGCGGCAAGCUCAUCUCCCCCUCGCAGAAACACAGCAAGAAGGCUCUGAAACAGGCCUUGAGGCAGCAGAGGAGCCAGCGGCGGCCGGGAGGAAUGCCCGCCUCCUCCAGCCCCAGGCUGACGCUGAAGACCGUCAAAGACAUGGCGGACGCCACGACCGCCAAGAACGCAGCGUGGGAGCCCAAGCAGGCGGAGGGCAGUCCGGACAGUCCCCAGAACUCCACGUCCAGCUCCUCGUCCUCGGUCAGAGCGGAGGCGUGUCACUCGGCCGGAGCCAGGAACAUGUCCCAGAGGUCGAGCAGGCUGAGCGCACGUCAACUCAAACGUACCAGGUGUGCAGAGAUCGACGUGGAGACGCCAGACUCCAUCCUGGUCAACACCAACCUCCGGGCCCUCCUCAACAAGCACACGUUCUCCGUGCUGCCCGCAGACUGCCAGCAGAAGCUGCUUCUGAUGCUCCCUCGGGUGGACCAGCAGGCUUGCAUGGACGGCCACCUGCUGAAGGUCACCAGCUCAGCCUUGAACAACGAGUUCUUCACCUCCGCAGCCCAGUCCUGGAAGGAGAGACUGGCAGAAGGUGAGUUUGCCCCAGAGCUGCAGCUCAGGAUGCGACAGGAGAUUGAGAAGGAGAAGAAGGUGGAGCACUGGAAGGAGAGAUUCUUUGAGAGCUACUAUGGUGAAAAUUCUGGCCUCAGCUAUGAGGAGUCUAAGGAGCUUACCGAGGCUGAUGGGACACCUCCCGACCCAGCCAGGCCCCGCCCUCCCGACCCAGCCAGGCCGCGGUCUCCUCCCCAGCCCAGCCCCGCGGUCCAAGCACCAGACGUCCCCAAGGCCUCCAAGAACAGCAGCCAGGCCGAGACUGAAACCAGGAAGCUGAGAUCAUCGCCGCCGUCUGUGGAGCCUCCUAAGCCUACUGAGGCGAAGCAGGUCCCACCAAAGGUAGUGGAGAAGACUCGGCCAGCGUUCAACAUUGAGAAGAUCCAGACCAGAGCUUCAACCAGGCACGCGGUGAUGGAAGCGGCUCCCCCUCGAAGACGGGGUGGGGAGGAGGGCAUGGAGGUGACCCCGUCUGACAAGGAACCGGUUAAGAAGGAGAAGCCUCAGCUGCCCCCAUCCCCUACGAAGCAGAACCUUCUAGAAGGCCGCCCCCAGAAGCACCGGCCGGCGUUUGUGAAACAGCCCAGUGUAAAUGAGGAGGACGGCGCCCCUGUCCACUCCUCCCCUGUCCACUCCUCCCCUGUCCUGGCUUCCUCUAUCCUGGCCUCCCCUGUCCUGGCCUCCUCUGUCCUGGCCUCUCCAGUCCCAGCCUCUCCUGUCCUGGCCUCUCCAGUCCCAGCCUCUCCUGUCCUAGCCUCCUCUGUCUUGGCCUCCCCUUUGCCUGCCUCUCCUGUCCUAGCAUCCUCUUUGCCUGCCUCUCCUGUCCUGGCCUCUCCAGUCCCAGCCUUUCCUGUCCUGGCCUCUCCUAUCCCGGCGUCCCCUUUGCCUGCCUCUCCAGUCCCAGCCUGUCCUGUCCUGGCCGCUCCUUUCCCGCCCGCCCCGUGUCCUGAGGCCCUGAAGAGGAAGUCCUCCAGUGAGCAGGAGCUGGAGCUGACCCUGGAGAAAAAGGCUCGAGUCACGCCACUGUCUCCGUCCACCCAGAACUCUCCUGACCCUGCAGUAGCUGAAGCACAUAGAGUGCCUCCGCUGAAGAUUUCCGUGUCUCGAAUCGUCUCUGACCCUCUAUCGCUGAGCCAGGUGUCCCCCCACGCCCCUCCCCCUGCCUCCCUCAGCAGCCCUGGCCGCACGGGCGCACGCACCCUGGCCGACAUCAAGGCGAAAGCCCAGCUGGCCCGGGCCCUGCGUGCCGCCGCCGCCGCAUCCGUCUCCUCCUCCUCCACAGGAGCCGUGCCGGGGCCGGGGCCAGGAGGGGGUGGCGGAGAGCAGAGAGCACCCCCGACCCCUACCGCCUCCCCUGGACCCCCACGCCCCCACAGCCCAGCGCCGGCACAGCCGUCAUCCAGGCCGGCGCCCGGCAGCGGUGUCCCCAGCUCGCCGUCUGUGGCAUCGUCCUGCCCCUCGGGGUACUUGGAGCCCCGUUCCUCUCAGACACGGAACACUAGCAGAGCCGUCCUCCCUAGAGAUGGCCCACAGAGAGGGCCCUCGGAGAACAACGCCGGCUCCGGUUCGGCCCAGAACCUUCUCAAGGCUCCCAACCCUCCUGCGGCCCAGUCCGUCUCUACCUCUGGAGGCUGCUCAACCAGGUCCACUUUGUUCAUCCCGGCCAACAACCCUCUGGUCACACAGCUCCUCCAGGGGAAGGAGGUCCCCAUAGAGAAGAUCCUCCCGAAGCCGCUGGCCAAGACGGAAGCCAAGAUGGCCGCCACCCCUUCCUCUGGAGAGAAAGGGAAAAUGAUGCCGGUUACCACCGGCACCAGAAGUGGUGGCCGGUACCUCACCCCUGGGGAGGACGUCAGUAAGGCCGACCCUCCACUCUCCGGCCAGUCAGGUGUUCCAGGAAGAUCCGGUUCUUUCUCCGAGUUCACUCGUCAGCAGAGGGAAACGCCUGACAAGGAGACCCAGGAGCAGAUCGUCCAGACCCUGAUGCAGAAGGCCCAGCACGGCCAGCCUUACAGGGGCAUGGGCCCCCAGCCCCCCACGGGCCCCCGGCCCCCCCGGUACUCUUCCCUCCACCUGGGCCCGUCCGAUGAGUCCCAGGACCGGCCCCGGUUCUGCGUGGGGUUCCUGGGUCGGAAACGGACGGCCAGGCCUGCCAUGACGGGACACUACCUCCUCAAUGUGUCCACCUACGGCAGAGGGUCCGAGAGCAGCAGGAGGCCUCUUUUGUCUCCCACAGUGACCCUGUCGCUGGCAACCCUGAAGAGGGAGCGCCCCGAGGAGACGGCCGGAGACGAGCCGGUCGGGAAGAACCGUCCCGGAGUGAAGUCGGAGCAGCAGGGGCGUUUGGAGGCUCCGGCCAUCCAGCUCCGCUCCAGGGUCAAGUCUGAGUCUCCGCCCGCCUCGGGCCGUCCGGCGGAUGGGUCUGACGACGGGGGCGUGUCGGGGAACAACGGCACCUCGCCCAGAGCCAAAGAAACCAGCCCCAUCGCUCAGUCAGCCCGGAGGCCCCUGGACCUCUGCAAGCAGGGAAAUCCCGAGCCAUUUCACGCCGCCGGGGCCCCGGAGCCCAGGCCCCAGCGCCCGCCGGCUGCCUUUCCACCCCCGAGAACGCCAGACAACCAGGAGGCGGUGGGCUCGUGCUACGGAGGCACCCUCAACGUGUCCGUACCCCAGGCCCUCCAGGACGCCGCCAGCCCCGGCUCCUCCCCCUCGGUGGCGGGGGACGGCGGGGGCGCCACGGGCGGCGUCAUGUCUUUCUCGGUGACGGUCACCACCAUACCAGCCGGCCACCCCUUGGACCCCGGCGGCCAGAGGGAGGCUUCUCCGGAGCAGGGCUUCAUGGAGGGCCCCGGGAUGGAGAACGUCCAGUCGAAAUGUUACUGCCGCCUCAAGGCCAUGAUCAUCUGUAAAGGAUGUGGGGCCUUCUGCCACGAUGAUUGCAUCGGCCCUUCCAAACUCUGCGUCUCCUGUUUAGUGGUACGGUAAAAUGAAGAAAGGAACAGAUUGACAGAUGGAUGUCGUGUUUCCGAAUUUCACCUUUCAAUGCACCAAGGCACAACCUGCCCCAAUCAGGCCAUUCACCGUCAAUAAGAACCUGUUGCCUUGGUGACGCACAGCCGCCAUAACGUAUAACCUACAACACUGGAUGAUAUUAUUUUGCCUCUCCUAUCUGAGAGAGAGAAUGAACGACAGUUGUUUAUUGCAAUGUAUGGUAGUCAUUUUGAGCAGCACAGUCUUUUUCAGAAUUUCAUUUGGCAAUAUUUGCACUUGGGUAGGCUUAUCGUGCUACAGUAUAUAUUUUUUUAAAGAUAGUGUAGAUUCUUUUUUAAAGGACGAGAAACAAAUAUGGAAUGUUAUUUUUAUAGGACAUAACGACAAUGUUGUUAUGUGUAGACUGCCCCCUGGUCUCUGUGGUGUAGUGAGGAGUCUGUGAUAAUCAUUUGUUUCACAUCACAUUUGUAAUGUGUGCGUGUAAGUGUCAGAAGAUUUCUACGAUUUGAGUCGACCGUUUUGUAAAUCACCGUUUUACUCAAUAUAUUCUAAUAGAAUAGAGACAUCUCUAUUUUUCCAAUAAGAAACAACCGGUUUUUAUAUGGAUUGCACAUGGCCUCGUUUGUACUCUAGAGUUUCAGGGCAAAGCACUGGACAGGCCCUCGCGCGUACAUAACGGGUAGUACCGUGGUGUGGAGCACUUACGCACGGUGAGAGAGAACAGGGCCACGUUCCACGUCCUACCUCCACCAGCUCUUCAGCUUUCUGAACUCAGACGGUUCAGUAAAGUUCCCCCUGAUGUGUGUUCCCCUCAUGGCUCAAAGACACGCAGAGAACAUUUGAACUUUUUUUGACAUAUACAUAUAUAUAUCUAUUUCUGCCUUGUAAAUACGUGGGCAAAUCUCGGAGCUAGAUAUGUGUUCAUUCUCUAGCUUGGUGUGUGUACUUUGCUUGAGCAUAUCCAACUGUUUUGUUACAAAAGGGUUUAUACUUUACCCCAGAGGGAGGGGGGACAACAACAAAAAUGUUAAGUUGUGUUGAAACGCUAAGUGCUGGGCCGUCAUGGAAUCCUUCAGGAUGACAUGCUUCGGUUGACUGUGUGAGAGAGAGGUACAAUUGAGCACACAUACCGGACAUUAAAGCAGUGGCUCUCAGACGGCGUGUGGGGGUUGAGGGGGACGUGUAAGGACGGAACAUAUACAGUUAAAGGAAGAGGAUACAAAUACCAUGUUUCUUUGUUUUCAAAGGUGUGGUGCUGACCCUGACUGAAAUCGUUAGCGAACCACUGCAUUUAAGCACGAUGGUAUGAAUGUGCAUGGUGAUUACAGUUCUAAGAUAGAAAACAGGAUCUUAUUUUGUCAUUGACAUUUUAAAUGGUUACCAAGAAUGUUUUAUAGAAACUAUUUCCAUGGUAAUAUGCCAAAGUCACCUCAUGGAAACUAAAUGAUCAGGACUUGUUUUUCAUGUCUGACAAGUUAAAUAAAGUAAUAUAUUUUAAGUAAUAUAUUUUAAUAUAAAAAUCUAUUUGCAAAUCAUUUUAAAAAACAACAACAGGGUAUGUACUAGAAUAAUAUAUUGGAUGUCCCCUUUUUCUAUGCGUUGAAGUGGGCAGAUCUUUUGUAAGGAAUAGCUUUAAUCAUGACUGAAGUCCCCAGAUUGAUGUUACUCAAUGAACCCUGAGUUGAAUUUGUAUGGGCCUGUGUGUCACUUUCCACAUCCGAUCUGUAUGCUCUUAUAAUAACUUAUGAGUGACAUUCGGGUCUCAACUGUUGUAAUGAUUGAGUGUGCUCAUUUGGAGGGAAUGCCUGAUAAGUUUAACAGUUUGUAGGCACUGUUUGUAAGUGGCCAGUGGAUCAAAUUCAGGUUGUGAGUGAGCGAGAGAGUGAGAAUGAGAGAGUGAAUGAGUGAGAGAGAGAGAGAGUCAGAAUGAGAGAGAGAGAGAGCGAGAGCAAGUGAUAGAGAGUGAGAUAGUGAGAGUGACAUCGUGAGUGAGUGUGAAUGAGAGAGUGAGAAAGUGACUGAAUAGCAUCGAGAGAUCUACGUUCGCCCACAUCUUUUAAAAGGCAGCUGACAACUAGUUAGGUUGUAAAGGGUUGAAAAGGGACUUAGCACUCCCAUAUGUUGUUGGUGUUGUUGUAUUUGUUUAACCAUGAUCGGCUGAUGAUUUGUGUGUACGUGUAGAGGAGUGACCCAUGACAAAGUUGAUCUUCGGCGUCUUGAUGAAAUGUAUUGGGCGUCAGGAGCAAUCAAAUGUGGUCUUAGAACGUCAUCGUGUCCCUAUCACAAGGGUGUACAUCUGUCUGUGUCAUUUCUGCUUGUCUGUCAUUUCCGUCUUUAGAAAGUAUAUCUUCAUUUAAAAUGCAGGUGAAUGUAAUAUAGUCAUCAGCACUUGUAAACAAAAUGUAUUUUAUCAAAAGUUAUAUUAUAAUUAAAAUAACAAUGAGCAAACACUGA
Messenger RNA from Hypomesus transpacificus, 6641 nucleotides. It is a transcript of the gene asxl2, whose product is annotated as ASXL transcriptional regulator 2. Gene Ontology annotation, cellular component: PR-DUB complex. Gene Ontology annotation, biological process: positive regulation of transcription by RNA polymerase II; animal organ morphogenesis. The coding region runs from base 138 to 4181 and encodes 1347 amino acids. The transcript has 14 exons. Gene Ontology annotation, molecular function: DNA binding; chromatin binding; peroxisome proliferator activated receptor binding. NCBI's taxonomy places the organism in Eukaryota, Metazoa, Chordata, Actinopteri, Osmeriformes, Osmeridae. The record is from RefSeq and is a predicted model, not a curated record.